AUGACAUCAAAAGAUGCUUCAUUCCUGAUUGACAAUAUCUAUGUGGUUUUCGGAGAUCUGGACUUCCAACAAUCUAUUGGAAUUCCUUUAGUUUCCACGUGUAGUGAUAACCCAUGUCAACAUGGACGUUGCCGUGACGUCACAGGUGGAUAUACGUGUACCUGCGAUCCAGGUUAUGCUGGGAAAAACUGCGAAAGAGUUGCAACCUGUAGGGAUAAUCCGUGUCAGCAUGGGCAUUGUCGUGACGUCGGUGGUGGGUACAGAUGUACCUGUGACCCUGGGUAUACGGGGAAAAACUGUGAGAGAGUUAUCACAUGCAGUGACGCUCCGUGUCGCCACGGUCGCUGUCAGACUGUGGGAAGAGGAUACACAUGUGCCUGUGACCUUGGAUUUGCAGGGAAGAACUGUGACAGAGGAGCAACAUGCAGUGAUAAUCCUUGUAAAAGAGGAACGUGUCACGGGGGAUCGGGAGGGUACAGCUGUACGUGUCCUCCAGGAACAGCAGGGAAGAACUGUGAAAGAGUUGCUGUUUGUAAGGACAAUCCGUGUGUUACUGGCACGUGUUCUGACACGCCCACUGGAUUCCGUUGUUCUUGUGAUGCCAUGCACACUGGUCGUUUGUGUGAGACAGCUAUAACAUGCAGUAGCCGCCCGUGCCAGCAUGGUUCAUGUAAGGAUACAUCACACGGAUUCAGCUGUACCUGUGAUGCCGGAUAUAAAGGGACCACGUGUAACACGCAAUUUUUCACUCAGUUUGAGAUGCCACCUUUUGCCGAUGGAGGGCUGCAAAUUCAAACCUAUACUCAUUACAUUUCGUCUUUCAAAGACUGCUUAAUUGUUUUCUCUGAUCACACAGGUGUCACAUGUUCAGACAACCCGUGUCAGAAGGGGGCGUGUCAUGAUGGAUCAGGGGGAUAUCAUUGUACGUGUUCCAUGGGGUACACAGGAAAGAACUGUGACAGAGGUAAGCCUCACCCUAACCCUGAGGUAAUUGUGACCGUGUACAUAGCGUAA
Molecule: messenger RNA, 1014 nt
Organism: Saccostrea cuccullata (small rock oyster)
Lineage: Eukaryota; Metazoa; Mollusca; Bivalvia; Ostreida; Ostreidae
Product: fibropellin-1-like
Exons: 8
Coding region: 1-1014 (337 amino acids)
Molecular function (GO): calcium ion binding
Source: RefSeq, a predicted model, not a curated record